Spinacia oleracea (spinach) is the source of this 709-nucleotide messenger RNA. RefSeq lists its product as uncharacterized. The transcript is spliced from 5 exons. NCBI's taxonomy places the organism in Eukaryota, Viridiplantae, Streptophyta, Magnoliopsida, Caryophyllales, Amaranthaceae. The record is from RefSeq and is a predicted model, not a curated record. Bases 1 to 333 code for a protein of 110 amino acids.
AUGUCCUUGAGUUGGUGUAACAGAUCGGUCUGUCUUUUUGGGCCUCCUAUGGUAGACAAUGGGAAUAGGUCGUGGGUAUUACGGAUUGCUCGGGAAGUCGAGAACUAUCAUAUUUUCUUCUUGUUGGAAUACAUACUGACCAGACUGUCAGGGAUGCACCAAAACUUUCUAGGGAUCCUAUACUAUCUAUCAGCAAUGGGGCUUAACAAAACUACAAAAGAACCAAGUCACCUGGCUUUUGUCUCUCUUCUUCUUGGAAACCGAAUGGCUUUUUGGAUGGAACAAAACAGGAUGCUAUUGAUGUGGUGCACGGACAGUGUAUUGCUUCUGUAAGUCGAGAUACGACCACACUACCUCAAAAAGGAGGCCUUCAGGCUAUAACUGUGACUCUUACUUUCAUGAUUGCAAUGUUCCGAAUUAUGAUCAAGGAAAAAUUGAUGAAGUCAGAGCUCAAUGGACGCGUCAUGUUCUUCUCAUGUGAAUAUUGUGAUGUAUUAAUUAUUUUUUUCGACUAGAAUUUCUCUAAAACGUUUUAAUUUUAUUUUAUUGGUUUGAAAUUAAAAGAAGUACUAUAUGACAAGGAUACUUCUUUCUGUUUUGUAGUGUGUUUUUAUUCUACUGUGUAUUUAGGCAUAUAUGAUUUUAAGUUAUGUACGAGACACCGAGACAUUUAUUUGAUAUGGUAGAAAUGAAGUUGGGUCUUAUAUGU